UAAACGACAAUAUUGCCCCCCCCCACCCGGUCUCAGAUCCAAUCCCUCAACCUUGCUAACAACGCUCCUUCCCCUCCACAACGGCAACCAAUCAAGCCAGAGGCAAUGGGUAGAAAAGAGCAGACGUUCUGUGCUAUCCAACCAGGACCAAGUUAACUACACUGGCUUACAACAGUUGUUUUAUUAUCCAUUUCUACCUUUUCACUGAGAAGAAGAUGAGGGUCAUCACUAUCGUUCUUCUGCUGGUUUGUGCAGCCUUUGCUCAGUCCUUCAAGUCUCAAGGUGGGGGGAGUCUGAGAGAGGAGGAGGACAUGUGGGGGAACUACCUAAUGGACAGAGAUGACAACCAUGCCGAGAUCAAAGCUGUCCUUCCAGGUACCUGCUUUUUGUGUAAGCGCAUCAUCAACAAGAUCAAGACCAAGCUGAAUGGUGAUAAGAGCAAGGAUAACAUCACUGCUAUACUGGACUCUAUUUGUCGCAGCUUGUGGAAGCUGAAAGGUGUCUGCAACAAACUGGUCAAUAAAUACAAAGAACAACUGAUUGAUGCACUUGCCAGUGAUGUGGAUGCAGGGAAUACCUGUAAAAAAUUGAAGCUAUGCAAAUGAGAUACCAUUUACCCAUGACUGCCCUGGGCACAGGUCUGAGCAUACAUGUUCUGUCUGUUUUUUUUCCAGAUGAACACGCUGUCAUAGCUUAGCUUUAUAUUAUUUUCAUACACAACUGUCUGGAUGGAAUGGCAGUCUUUAAAGUCACUUGCAUUGCUACUGCAAUUUUCAUUGAAUUAAAUACUGAAACUUAUUCAAAACGGUCUCCUUAGUUUCACAAUAAAACCCUUGCUAUUUAUGUAUACUAUCUCCCUGGAAUGCAGUCGAGAAAAAGGGUCUUGGUGUCUCCCUUUUGGACACUUUACAUUGGAAAAAUCAACCUGUGAAAUAUAAAAUGUAUUGGCCAAGUCAAAGUCCAGACCUGAAUCCAAUCGAGAAUCUGUGGAAAGAACUGAAAACUGCUGUUCACAAAUGCUCUCCAUCCAACCUCACAGAGCUCGAGCUGUUUUGGAAGGAGGAAUGGGAAAAAAUUUCAGUCUCUCGAUGUGCAAAACUGAUAGAGACAUACCCCAAGCGACUUACAGCUGUAAUCGCAGCAAAAGGUGGCGCUACAAAGUAUUAACUUAAGGGGGCUGAAUAAUUUUGCACGCCCAAUUUGUCAGUUUUUGAUUUGUUAAAAAAGUUUGAAAUAUCCAAUAAAUGUCGUUCCACUUCA
Oncorhynchus nerka (sockeye salmon) is the source of this 1260-nucleotide messenger RNA. RefSeq names its product antimicrobial peptide NK-lysin-like. The record is from RefSeq and is a predicted model, not a curated record. Gene Ontology annotation, biological process: defense response to bacterium. The transcript is spliced from 4 exons. The coding region runs from base 216 to 605 and encodes 129 amino acids. NCBI's taxonomy places the organism in Eukaryota, Metazoa, Chordata, Actinopteri, Salmoniformes, Salmonidae.